Talaromyces proteolyticus is the source of this 2767-nucleotide messenger RNA. Its product is annotated as putative disulfide isomerase. Bases 284 to 2572 code for a protein of 762 amino acids. Gene Ontology annotation, molecular function: protein disulfide isomerase activity. Gene Ontology annotation, cellular component: endoplasmic reticulum. The transcript has 4 exons. NCBI's taxonomy places the organism in Eukaryota, Fungi, Ascomycota, Eurotiomycetes, Eurotiales, Trichocomaceae. The record is from RefSeq and is a predicted model, not a curated record.
CCACCUUGCGACUCACGCCUCCAACAAAGCCGAUCUUUCAACUGUCCCUGGCCCAGCGCCCUGCUGAGGCUUUGUCCCAUACCGCCUUCGAAGCAUCUUUGUCUUUUCGCAUCCUCCUGGACAGGAAAUCCUUCGUGUGCCGCAUGGAUCGGCAUUAGCGCUGUUAUCAAUGUGGCUGUUUUAAACCACCCUUUUAUCUCUUGAUAUAUUUCCACACGAUCGUUUACUGAGCUACUUGCAUUUCCACCGAUUUCGAGGUCUCUGGCCUUCUAUUCCCGUCAACAUGAGGUCUUCCCUAUUGGCGUGGUCGCUACUUUCGUUGAUCACUAUUCCUACGUUAGCCUCCGAGCCUCAUGCCGUAUAUAAGAGAGGGGAAGAAGAGGCCACAGCGGAUGAUGGUCCCGCCAGCACAACAUUUAAUGGGAUUGAGGUACCUGCACAGAAGGAGCUGGAUCCGGAAAACUUCAAGAGCGCCACCUCCGAUGGCUACUGGUUUGUGAAACACUUUUCACCAUCAUGCCCCCAUUGUCAGCAUAUCGCCCCUGCGUGGCAGACUCUUUACGAAUUCUACUACACUUCAAACCCGCUGUCAUCAUCAUCUGCCAAAUCCGUCGAUACUCAAACCUCUAUGAACUCGUUCACUGGGUUUUAUGACUUCCAUUUCGCUUCAAUGAAUUGUCUCGCCUAUAGGGACAUGUGUAUCAACUUAGAUAUCCAAUUUUUUCCUACGUUCUCUCUCUACCGAAAUAGCGAGUUGGUAGAGCAAUACAAGGGCGAGAAGACGAUCGAAGGGUUGAGCCAAUUCAUUGAGGAAAAAUUAGAGUUAAUUCGACCUGGCUCUCGUCCCCGAAAUGGGGUUAAGGUACCGGCACCCGGUGCGACAAGUGCCGAUACCACCGCAGAACCCGAUAUUCCUGAAGAGAAAGACAAAGAUCCGGUUGCAGGUGCCAAAGCAGGCGAAAAACAUAACGAGCAAAUCGCGCAGUUGGCAGAAAAGACCGAUGAGAAAAGGCUUACCGAUGAGAAGAAACCUACCGACGAGAAAAACCUUGUCGAUGAGAAAAAGGCUGCGAACGAGAAGCAACCUAAAGAAGAGAAACUAGUCGCACAGACUAAGACUUCAAAGGAGAAAUCUGCGGUGGUUUACAACCCAAAAGGCACGUCGGUUCCAUUGACUGCUGAGAGUUUCCAAAAGUUUGUCACCAGAACACGCGACCCCUGGUUUAUCAAAUUCUAUGCUCCAUGGUGCCAUCACUGCCAAGCCCUAGCGCCUGCUUGGUUGGCAAUGUCUAAAGAAAUGAAGGGAAAGCUCAAUGUUGGUGAAGUCAACUGCGAAGUCGAGAAACGACUGUGCAAAGAUGCUGGUGUAAAGGCUUUCCCGACGAUGUAUUUCUUCAAAGGCGGAGACAAAGUCGAAUAUGACGGUCUACGCGGGCUUGGUGAUUUAGUUGACUAUGCCCAGAAAGCCGUUGAUAUCGGCGCUGGUGUUCAGUACGUCGAUGAAGCCAAGUUCAAGGAAUUAGAAGAGACUGGAGAAGUGAUUUUCCUGUACUUCUUCGACCACGCAACUACCACCGAAGACUUUGAGGCAUUGGAGCGACUGACAUUGUCUCUUGUUGGUCAUGCUCGAUUGGUCAAGACGGAUAGUAAGGCUAUAGCAGACAGAUUCAAGAUUACCACAUGGCCUCGCCUACUUGUUGUUAGAGAUGGUCGACCAACAUAUUUCAAUGCUCUGGCCCCAUACGACAUGAGGGACAACCCACGGGUUUUGAACUGGAUGCGAAGUGUUUGGCUUCCGAUUGUCCCCGAAUUAACCGCAAUGAAUGCCAAAGAACUGAUGGAUGGCAAAUUCGUUGUCCUUGGAGUUCUCAGCCACAAGAGGGCUGACGAAUAUCGACUCGGGAAACUCGAAUUGAAGAACGCUGCUUUGGAGUGGAUGGACAAACAAACACAAUUGUUCCGCUUGGAGAGACAAGAGCUCAGAGACGCGAAACAGCUACGUAUUGAAGAAGCUGAAGAUCGCGAUGAUCAACGAGCAUUACGAGCUGCCAAGAGCAUGCACAUCAACAUCCGCGAGGAGGACAAGAAGCAAGUUGCUUUUGCGUGGGUUGACGGUGACUUUUGGGACCGCUGGCUUCGGACAACAUAUGGUGUCGAUGUGAAGGAUGGCGAGCGUGUUAUUAUCAACGAUGAGGAUAAUCGACGCUAUUGGGACUCGUCCAGCAGUGGGGCGAACAUCAUGGUCUCGCGUACCUCUAUUCUCGAGACCAUUCCUUUAGUCAUCAGCGAUCCUCCCAAGUUGAAAUCUAAAUCCACGAUUGGAUUAUUCGAGGCUACCUUUUUCCACACACGAUCCUUUAUCUCGAACCACCCGAUUCUCUCUAUCAUUAUCUUCAUUGUCACCAUAAUCGCGUCCUUUGUUGCAUACCGCAAGCGAUCAUUCAGGCGCUCCAACUUUGGGUACAACAACGGAGGCAUCCUCGGCUAUGGUAAUAGUUCCGGUGGUGGGUUUUUCAAGCUUGAUGGGAAAGAGGGUUUAUUGAAUGGCGGAUCAACUGGAAAGGUUGACUAACGACUGGGGGAAUCAUGUCACGUAUAUUCUUUUCCUGUUUUAUUGUUCGUGUUUAUUUUUUACUUGACGUUGAAUCUAUGUUCGAUUAUACAGACAUCUACCUAUUGCCCCAUGCCUAAGUAGCCUUACGUCUAAAUUAAAGACACGACGGUGAUGCUAAUACCUAUAGAAUAAGACUAAGAAGUUAUAAGCUAA